AUGUUAAAACAUUCAUUGAGAUUGUUCCCCAGAAACCUCCGAUUUCAUAGCUCUUUUCCAGCCGUGAAAUCGACGAUUUCCAGUGGUAGACAUAAAUACAAGAUUUCAGUGGGUGGAUUGGUAUUAGGUGCACUAGCUGGAGCUUCACUAGGGCUAUCUGAAUGGUCGAUUAAAAAUGAACAGUUUUCCUCCACAACAUCGCUGGAGGAUUUACAGCCUCCACAAUAUUGCCACGACGAAAAAGUGUUCGAUGAAGCGGUGAAAAAACUGAAGGCAAUCUUGAAAGACGACCCAGCGUCUUUUACGGUCUCCAAAGAGGAACUCGACUCGCACUCAGACUCUUAUUUUAACAGCCACCAUGCGACGUCAGAACAGCGACCAAAAAUUAUCCUAUACCCACACAGCACUCAGGACGUUUCGGAGAUCUUGAAAGUAUGCCACGAAUACAACAUUCCUGUCAUCCCAUUUUCCGGUGGUACCUCUUUGGAAGGCCAUUUUUUGCCAACAAGAAUUGGAUGCACGGUGAUGGUGGAUCUGUCAAUGUACAUGAACCAGAUCAUUAAACUGAACGACUUGGACCUCGACGUGGAGGUACAAGCUGGCGUUCCGUGGGAAGAUUUAAAUGAGUUUCUGGGCGAAAAAGGAUUACUCUUUGGUUGUGACCCCGGCCCAGGUGCGCAAAUCGGCGGUUGUAUUGCCAACUCGUGCUCUGGCACCAACGCCUACAGGUACGGAACCAUGAAAGAGAACGUUGUCAACAUCACAGCAGUACUAGCAGAUGGCACUAUAAUCAAGACCAAAAAAAGACCACGGAAAUCGUCUGCUGGCUACAAUUUGAACGGGCUUUUGAUUGGAUCAGAAGGUACUUUAGCAGUUGUCACAGAGGCCACGGUGAAAUGUCAUGUCAAGCCCAUGAAGGAAACUGUUGCAGUGGGGUCUUUUCCCAGUGUAGGAGACGCUGCAGCAUGCACUUCUAGAAUCAUUCAGGAAGGCAUACAACUCAAUGCUAUGGAACUGCUGGACGACAAUAUGAUGAAAGUGAUCAACAAAGGUGGCGCCACGUACAAGACUGACUGGAUAGAAAAGCCAACGCUGUUUUUCAAAAUCGGGGGACGCAAUGACAACAUUAUUGCCGAAGUGGUUAGCGAAAUCAACCGUAUUGCGAAGACGCACGGAUGUCACAAAUUUGAGUUUGCCACGAACGACGAUGAGAAAAUGGAGCUGUGGGAAGCACGGAAGGCGGCGUUGUGGUCAGUGAUCAAUGAGGGCAAAACGAAAGAUAGCGAUAUCAAUGUGUGGACCACAGACGUUGCUGUGCCGCUGUCACAAUUCUCAAAAGUAAUCGAGGCUACUAAAGAGGAGAUGACCGCGAGUGGGUUGCAGAAUGCGAUUGUGGGUCAUGCAGGCGAUGGUAAUUUCCACGCUUUCUUGCUGUACAAUGACGAACAGCGCAGUAAAGCCUCUGAAAUCGUGGAUAAUAUGGUCAAGCGGGCGAUAGAUGCUGAGGGUACCUGUACUGGAGAGCACGGCGUGGGUAUUGGCAAGCGCAAGUUUCUACUGGAAGAGCUGGGAGAUGGUCCUGUUGACCUAAUGAGAUCAUUGAAACUGGCGAUGGACCCCAAAAGGAUUUUGAACCCGGACAAGAUCUUUAAGAUUGAUCCCAACGACGACGAGGAGUGA
Molecule: messenger RNA, 1680 nt
Organism: Lachancea meyersii CBS 8951
Lineage: Eukaryota; Fungi; Ascomycota; Saccharomycetes; Saccharomycetales; Saccharomycetaceae
Source: the annotation of a GenBank genome assembly